Messenger RNA from Alternaria alternata, 2617 nucleotides. RefSeq names its product extracellular elastinolytic metallo proteinase precursor. The record is from RefSeq and is a predicted model, not a curated record. Lineage: Eukaryota; Fungi; Ascomycota; Dothideomycetes; Pleosporales; Pleosporaceae. The coding region runs from base 191 to 2173 and encodes 660 amino acids. Gene Ontology annotation, molecular function: zinc ion binding; metalloendopeptidase activity. The transcript has 3 exons.
GCCUGGUGUUGAAUCGUUUACUCGCUCCACAUACUCGAACAGGUCAAGGACGGAGUGUGGAGAGUCGUUCGGGGUCAAGUGUGGCGAGGACCAGGUCAUGUAUAAGAGGAGUGCUAUACUGUUUCAAAGCUUUCCUUUUGAGCAUAUCUUCUGUCCCUAGUCUAUCAUUUCCACUUCACUCGUUAUCACGAUGCGUUCCGUCCUCCUCGCGUCGCUGGCUUCGCUGUCAGCCAUCAGCGUCUAUGGCCACCCUCAACCCACAUGGCAAGGCCGAAGCACACUUGCUCGUCGUGCUGUCGACCUGGACUCAUACCGCCUGAAGCACGCUGCCUCGUACAAGAACACGGCCGACGUUGUGGCUGAUCCUAACAUCAACACACUUGCGAAGCGUGCUAGUGCCGAGGACAUUGCCACCGACCUGGUCAAGGCUACGCUCCCCGAUGCUGAGUUUCGUCUUGUCAAAGACUCCUAUGUCGGCGAUAACGGAGUAGCUCACUUCUACUUCAAACAGACCGCCAACGGUCUUGACAUCGAUACAGCUGACUUUAACGUCAAUGUUGGUCGUGACGGCAAUGUCUUUUCUUUCGGAAACUCAUUCUACAAGGGUGCCAUCCCAGCACCGCCUAGUUUGAGCAAAAGGGAUGGUGCCGCGCCUGCCAAUGCCCUCAAGUCAGCUGUCAAUGUCCUUGGCCUGCCAAUUUCCGCUGAGUCAGCUAUUGCUGAGGCGAAGGAAGCUGCCGAGACUUAUGCUAUCAAGCAAACCACUGGAUGUGUCAGUGAGCCUGAAGCACGUCUCGUCUACCUUGUCGAUGAGGAGGGAAAGCUCGCUCUUACCUGGAGAAUCGAGACUGAUGUCAUGAGCAACUGGCUUCUGACAUACGUCGACGCGGAAGAUGGCGAGAAGGUACAUGCCGUUGUCGAUUACUCUGCGGACGCUACCUACAACGUCUACCCCUGGGGUAUCAACGAUCCGUUUGAGGGAGACCGUCAGCUAACGGAAGAUGACUUUUCUCCCAAGGCUAGUGAAUUCGGAUACCACAGCGAUGGCACUACGUCGUUCAAGACAACUCGUGGCAACAACGGUAUUGCCCAUACCAACUGGGAGAACGUGAACAGCGGUUUUCUCAACCUUCCCCGUCCUGUCAGCGAGUCUCUGACCUUUGACUACCCCUUCUCGCUUAACGACACCAACUGGAAGGGUUAUGCCAACGCCUCUGUCACCCAACUCUUCUACACCGCCAACAAGUACCAUGAUGUUUUGCACACACUAGGUUUCAACGAGAAGGCUGGAAACUUUGAGAUCAACAACAACGGCGCGGGUGGUGCUGGCCAAGAUUUUGUCUACCUCAACUCUCAGGAUGGCUCAGGCCUGAACAACGCCAACUUCGCUACACCCCCCGAUGGUCAGCCAGCACGCAUGCGCAUGUACAUCUGGAACAGCACGACUCCUUACCGCGACAGCUGUUUCGACGCCGGUGUUGUUAUUCACGAAUACACGCACGGCCUCUCCAACCGUCUAACUGGUGGACCCGCAAACGCAGGAUGUCUGUCUCUCCUGGAAUCUGGUGGUAUGGGAGAAGGCUGGAGCGAUUUCUACGCAACAGCUAUUCGUCUCAAGCCUGGUGACACUCGCGCCACCGACUACCCAAUGGGAGACUGGAUCAGUGGCCGUCCACUUGGAAUCAGGAACUACCUGUACUCCACAGAUCUGAACCAAAACCCUCAGGUAUACUCCGACGCAGACUCGUACGAGAAGGUCCACCCCAUCGGUAACAUUUGGGCGUCUAUGUUGUACGAGGUCCUCUGGAACCUCAUUGAUAAGCAUGGCAAGAACGACGACUGGCUACCUACCUUUGACGACAACGGUGUGCCGACUGAUGGCAAGUACCUCGCUAUGAAAGUCGUCAUGGACGGCAUGGCACUUCAGCCUUGCAACCCUACUUUCGUUUCUGCUCGCGAUGCCAUUGUGGAUGCGGACAAAGCGCUUACGGGCGGCAACAACCUUUGCGAGAUCUGGAGUGGAUUUGCCAAGAGAGGUCUGGGCGAGGGUGCGGUAUAUGCGCCCACAGGAAGGACGAACAGCUUCGACAUUCCUGAGGGUGUCUGCGGCACUGGAAACUCAACUACUAAGCUGCACAAGAGGCGCGUUCAGCCUGUCGACCUGAAGUACUAGACGUCGGGAUUGCCUUUUUUUGACACGUGGAUGGUGUUGAUUUUACUAUCAAGAGUGAUGAUGUCUGCGUGGCAGAGAGCAUUGAGCGGAGUUUUGCAUGUGGCGAGAUCUUGACGAUGAUGAUACCUGCAUUGGGUGGCGUUCAUAGGCACAAUGUGCUUCUUUUCUUAAUGAUUAAUCAAGUUCUUCUAUCGACGCCUCAAUCUCCUUUUCGCUCCGUCUCUUUCCAGGAGUUGCAGCCAAUAAUCAACGUGAUUAACGUCCACACCUGCGCCAUCGGUUCCUCAGCUCCAUUCAGCCCCAAUGCAGCAUACCACAUCCUCGGUAUCCGAACUCAAGCGCUAAGCCAGGCUAGCACAGCGCUGUAGAUCCGUCAUUGUGUCAGGCAAAACCGGUAAAGAGUGUAUGAACUAGCAUAUCAUCGGGAACCGUGCAUAUCGGACC